This is a messenger RNA of Menidia menidia (Atlantic silverside), 1911 nucleotides long. Lineage: Eukaryota; Metazoa; Chordata; Actinopteri; Atheriniformes; Atherinopsidae. The record is from the annotation of a GenBank genome assembly.
UUGUCAAAAAAAAGGUCAGGCACCAAAACAACGCCAAUCCCAUUCUUCCUUCUGGACAGCCCAACAGAGAGAACCCCCAAACCAUCUGAUGAGCUAAUGCUUUUACAAGCUGGGUUAGGAAUAAGGACUGUAAAUGUCCCAGAGGAUGCUGGCCAUAAUGAGAUUGCAAACAUUCUUGCUGAGACAUAUCCAAAGAUGUCAGAUCUGGAGGGUGCCUGGAUGUUGCACAAAGCCAUGGGAGGAUCAGGUCAACGAAAACUGAACUUGUUGACACCAGAAGAGGAAGGAUAUAAAGGGGCCAGUCUUGUGAAGAGCUGGGGAGGCAAGGGCUGUCUUUACAUUAUGCCCAUCCAGAACACACUGGACAUUUCUCCCCUACCCUUCACAGCCGUGGAGUUCCAGGCCAUGCCGAAAGCCCGGUGUGUGUCAUGUCAGGAGUAUGUGCCUCUGCAGCUCCUCAGUCUCCAUGUCAAGACAUGUCUCCAGUGUAAAGGCAAGGUUGAGACCCACUGUGAUGAUGACAUUAUCAAGUUGGACGAUGAAGUGGCAUCUGGUGAUCAGCCAUCACAUUUGGAGAGUAAGGUUGCUUGUCCAUUGUGCAGUCAACUAUUUACAAAGGAUUACAUCUAUGUGCAUGCAAGUGUCUGCGGGGAGAGCAAUACAAAGGAGGGAGAUGCAGAUAUUAGUGAGGACACAGACGAGCACUUCAGCAGCGCAUCAGACAUCUUGAUGUCACUUGAAAAGAAAGUUGACACAUCCCGGUCAUUCAACAUCAAUGUGACAAGAGAGGACUUGUUUCAAAGGGGGCUGAAACAGUGGGUCAGGCAAAAACAGGCCUCCCCAAAGAAUCUCCUCAAGGUCUCCUUCAUUGGAGAAAAUGGAAUAGACCAAGGUGCUCUUCGUAAAGAGUUCCUUACCGAAAUGGUGUGUGGAAUUGAAGCACGUUUUUUUGAAGGAGAUGGGGAAAGGGGCAAAAACCCUAAAUACAGUAUCUGUGACUACCAGGACAAGAAUUUCAAGACUUGUGGGGAGAUUUUUGCCACAAGUUUGGUGCAGGGGGGACCUGCACCAAACUUCCUUACAAGAUGGUGCUACCAUUUCUUGUGCCACGGGGAGAUGGACACGGAUGUUGGUGUACUCGAAGUCACUGAUCAGGAUCUUAAAAAUCUGAUGAAAGAGGUGGAAAAUGCUGAAGGUGGAGAAAGGCUGAUAGACUUAUCAGAUGCGAUUGUGGCAUGUGGCUACACUGGGCCAAUAAAUGUUGACCAAAAAAAGGCCAUCAUAGAUGCCAUCGCUUUGCAUGCACUGGUGAGGCUGAUCCCAAUCUUGAACCAGCUGCGUGAAGGAUUGAGGCUCUAUGGAUUAGAUGAGGUGUUAGCGCUCCACACCGAGAUGUGCCAGCAGCUCUUUGUCCCCGGCUACUUACAGGAAGUGAAUGCAGACUUCCUUCUGCUUGCACUUUCUCCUGAUUUCAGUGAGGAGGGGUCUGUGAGACGGCAGCGAGAGAUGCGGAUCAUCAACUUUCUGCAGGAUUUCUUGCAAAACUUGGAAGACAGAGAAGCAGACAGCCAAGAAGAGAGAAGCCCUGAUGGUGAAAAUCAUGUGGAAGUUGUGCAGGGAACAAAUGUUGGGGGGAAGCGCCUGUCAGUCAGGAGCUUCCUUCAGUGGGUCACAGGACAGGCACACGUUCCACUGAUUGAAUCCAAGAGAGAGGCGUUCAAGAUAUCCGUUAGUUUUGAACAUGACUGCAACUCCCGCUAUGGGGCACAUAGUCUUUGUUACCCCAUUGUCAAUGCAUGUGCAGUUUCCAUUACUUUUCCUACACGCCAUUUAGCCACCUCCCAGGAGUUUGAAAACAACCUAAUUGAGGCAAUCUGUGGUGGUUUCGAGUUCAGCAGGCACUAAGGUAGC